Messenger RNA from Humulus lupulus (European hop), 2035 nucleotides. RefSeq names its product altered inheritance rate of mitochondria protein 25-like. Lineage: Eukaryota; Viridiplantae; Streptophyta; Magnoliopsida; Rosales; Cannabaceae. The transcript is spliced from 11 exons. The record is from RefSeq and is a predicted model, not a curated record. The coding region runs from base 221 to 1402 and encodes 393 amino acids. Gene Ontology annotation, biological process: plasma membrane phospholipid scrambling. Gene Ontology annotation, cellular component: plasma membrane. Gene Ontology annotation, molecular function: phospholipid scramblase activity.
CUCUCUCUCUCUCUCUCUCUAUAUAUAUAUAUAUAUAUGCAUAUAUAUAAAUAUACUCAAUACGAUACCACUUUCUUGUGUUUGGUUGCUGAGAAAGAAACAGAAAAUUUUCAAGCCAUCGCAUUCUUUUUCUUUCGAAAUCUUCCUAUAUUGAACUGAUUAAGAGGAAUAGAGUAGAAAUAGGCUUCACUAUUAUCACAACCUGUUUCUUUUAUUCGAGAUGAACUGGGCGAGGAGUUGGCGUUGCCUUACGAAGAAGCUCCAUAAGUCCACGCCAGAGGUUUCGAAAAUCAGUUCAUCAAGAUAUUACCAUCGCGUGGGGUUUCAAGAAAGGUUGAUCCUACCGAGAAAUCCCUUUUCGGGAUUUGGGUCGAAUUCGAAACAUGGCUCUUUGAUUCCGUCUCGCCAUUUUGGGAAGAAUGCUGGAAAUGAUAUCCACAUAGGCAGAGAUUUUCUUGCACAGCUCUGGGUUGCAGAUGGGAAAAUGAAUAAGAAAACUAGAAAAGUGGUUUAUGGACAUUGUGGUUCACCUUCACCACCGCCAGUGUAUGAAGAUCGAUUGUUUUCUUCAGAGGCAUAUGUUCCUGAAUUUAAGCAGGGCAAGAAAGCUGUGUCAGUGCCAUUUCCUGGUCUAUCAGAAUAUUUGAGACCUGAAACUCCAGAAGAGGUCCAGGUGGAACCUCUUCUUGCCAGAUCAAAUUUGCUUAUUACUAGGGAUAUAGAGUGGGCAAAUCUUGUCCUUGGUUUUGAGCAGGAAAAUCGGUAUGCUAUUGUGGAUGUGUGCUAUCCCCAAUCACCAGUAGGUUUAAUUCGUGAACAAAGUAAUGUCCUUGCUAGACAGUUUCUUCGCUUGAGGCGCCCUUUUGUUGCUCUUGUAACUGAUGCAGAGGGUAAUGAGCUUUUCAGGGUACGUAGGCCGUUUUGGUGGAUAAACAGCUCAAUUUAUGCAGAGGUCAAUGGAAAGGAAGUUGGGGUGGUUCACAGGCGAUGGCAUCUAUGGAGGAGGAUUUAUGAUUUGUACCUGGGGAACAAGCAGUUUGCAGUGGUUGAAAACCCUGGCUUCUGGAAUUGGACAUUCACUUUGAAGGACAUUAAUGGCAAUGUGCUCGCUGAGAUAGAUCGUGACUGGAGAGGUUUCGGCUUUGAGCUUUUUACUGAUGCUGGUCAAUACGUGAUUCGCUUUGGAAGUACUGAUCCAAGCUCCAAGCAUGGAGCUGCUGAAGCGGUUCAAGAUUUGGAAGUGUUCCGUCCACUGAGUUUAUCGGAGAGAGCUGUGGCUGUUGCUCUUGCUAUAUCAUUAGACAAUGACUAUUUCUCAAGGCAUGGUGGCUGCUUGUACCUUACUCUGAUAAAGCAAUCCUCAAUCUUGUACCACAUGUACUCGUUGAAGAACCAAGAGUAAGCACGUCUCCAAAAACCACAGGCCAACAUAGGACCAAUGACACCUGCAAAGCCAACUCCAAAUCCGACCACUAUGCCUAAUCGAAACCAGUAUUUCUCUUCUUCAUCUUCAGUACUUGCAUCCUUAGGUGUUAUUUCACGAUCUUCUCUGCACUUUUUCAGGAGUGGAAGUCCACAAAGUUGGUUUCUAAUAUAGCAAGAAGCAUCCAUGCUCUGAAGUUGGGUGCUUGUGGGAAUUUCUCCUGAAAAGUUGUUGUAUGACAAGUUUAAGUGAUUCAAGAAAGUUAAACUUGACAAACUUUGGAGGAAUAACACCAGACAGUUGGUUCAUCGAGAGGUCAAGAGAUUCCAACAUAGCCAUAUCUUUUAUUUGAUUAGGAAUGCUUCCUUUGAGAGAGUUUCUUGACAGAUUCAAAGAUUGUAAUGCAUGGAGAUUUGUGAGUUAUAUUGGGAAGUCUCCUGAUAAAUUGUUAUUUGAAAGAUCUAUGCUAGCCACCAAUGAUAGGAUGGUGUUGUAUUGAUCUUCCAUUCCUUUAGUGAUAACUCUACAAAAUAGAGUUAUUUUACCACUUUUUAUGUGCUACUUGUUGCUUAAUUCUUGAGUUUUUAAGUAAUUUAUUAAGUUUUUGAGUAA